Molecule: messenger RNA, 2360 nt
Organism: Vespula pensylvanica (western yellowjacket)
Lineage: Eukaryota; Metazoa; Arthropoda; Insecta; Hymenoptera; Vespidae
Exons: 6
Coding region: 95-2224 (709 amino acids)
Source: RefSeq, a predicted model, not a curated record
GAUCGAAAUCGGAUUUUACGUGUAUAUAAACAGGUCGGAAUUCUUCUGAGAAUAUCACUGAGUUCUACGAAGUGGAUCUAAUAGCACUAUCACAAUGAAAUUCGUAGUAGCUUUGGUUGCAAUUUUGGCUACGGCCAACGCCUGGAAGGUACCUAACCUUGGCAGAGGCCAGCUUCAUAAGGAUUUACAAGAAUUCGUAGAUUUGAUCCCUACCAAUGAAUUGGUCAAGGUUUUAAUGCAAUAUGCUAAAGAAGAUGCUGAAGUGAAGAAAGGUUUGGCAUAUAUGCAGAGUGAUGAUUUCAAAACGUUGGUUCAGGAAAUCGAGGCCAUGCCUGAGUAUAUUAACUUGUUGAAUUACAUAUAUGAAGCUGGUGUCGACGUUUACUACCUUGUAAACCGUCUCCACGAUUACAUCCACAUUCCUAGAUUGACACCACCAAGCUUUUCCGAAUACGGAAUCACUGGUGGAUUCAAGGGUCUCGUCGAAGACGUCAAGAAAAUCAUUCCCAUAGACAAAAUCAAGGCUCUUUACCACCAAAAACUCCAAACCUCUCCAGCUUUCAAACAACUCGUCGAUCGUCUUUCUUCUUCUGAAUUCCAGACAAUUGUUAACAAGGUCUAUGGUAAUCCACGUUUCCAAUACCUUUUGAAUAAGGCCAAGCAAGCUGGUCUUGAUGUCAAUCGCGUCAAAGAACUCCUCCGCACCAUCCUUGGCAUUACCGUUCCCGCUUACUACUAUAGCUCUCCUGAUCAUUUACUGACAAUCAUGAAGUACCAUUUAGCAUUCCUCGCAUCAUUGAUCCUAGUUGGAGUGUUCGGUUAUCCUCUCGAUGAUAAUGAUUGGAGUAUGAAUGAUUUGGAUCACGAUAUAAUGGAUUUUUAUAAAACUUUACCUAUAAACAAAAUAUUACUAAUAACAGAGAAAUAUAGGAAAGAUCCUGAAGUGCAAGUUACGUUGAGAUAUAUCACGGGCGAUGAGUUUCACAGGUUACUUAGUAACGUAGAAGAUUUGCCAGAAUUUAAAAAAUUCGUUCUAUACAUUCAAGAAGCUGGUUAUAACAAGAUAAGAGAAAUGAAAGCUAUUCAUUUACUUGCGGGAAUGAAAGAUUACGUACCACCUAAACAACCUAAUCCAAUGGAGGAAGUUGGAUAUGGUGGAUUGAAUGGUUACAUAAACGACAUUGUCGCUUUACUUCCGAAAGAAAAAAUUCAAAAACUUCACCAACAGAAACUCGUAACAUCAGCGGCCUUCUCAAAAUUCAAUUCUUACAUUCGUUCGGAAAAAUAUGUUCAACUUAAGAAUGCUUUGACAAGCAAGAAUGAAUAUCUAGAAUUAAAAGAAAGAUCGAAUGCCGCUGGGCUCGAUAUCGAAGCAAUUGAAAAAUUCAAGUACCAACUUCUUGGAAUUCAGGAAUUGAUUACUAUAUAUUCGAGUUUAUCAUCCUACGAUAUAAACUACUUUGUGCUGCUCCGAACAAUUAUUCUACCAAUCAUGAAGUACAUUUUGACGUUCCUCGCGGCUUUAGUCGUCGUUGGAGUUUCUGCAAUUCCACUUAAUGGCAAUCGUACAAAUUUAUUGAAUGGCAAUAGAUCAAAUAUAUUUCGUGCAAAUAUUUUUGGUAUAUUUAAUGGAAAUGAGUCGGAACCAAAUCCUUUGGAUAAAGAUUUCUUCGAUUUCGUAGAACUAUUACCUUGGGACACAUUUAACAAAAUUGCAGAAGAAUACGAAAAUAAUACAGACAUUAUAGAAACGUAUCAUUUUGUAAAGAGUAAAGAGUUCCACAAAUUGGUAUAUGCUGUAGAAGCCUUGCCUGAACAUCACGAAUAUGUUUUCUAUCUUGAAGAAUCGGGAUAUGCCAAAAUUAGAGAACUUCAAGCAAUUCAUUCAAUUCUUGGAAUGGAAGAUUAUGUACCACCCGAACCAUCGCAGCAAGUAUUUAAGAGGGGCAACAAUUCGAAAGGUGGAUUGAGUAGUCUUAUCAAAAAAUUCAUCGCAAUCCUUCCUGUUAAGGAAAUCAAGGAACUUCACGAAAAGAAACUCAAGGAUUCGCCAGCCUUUGCCAAAUUCAUCUCUUAUCUUCGUGAUGAAAAAUUCUCUAAGAUAAUGAAGGCUCUCAUUGAAAACGAAAACGUAAAAAAAAUCAUAAAAGUAUCCAAAAAAAAUGGUCUUGAUUUCUUCGUGAUUACAGAUUUUCUACUUCGUAUUAUUGGCCUCAGACCAUAAAUUAUUCAAAGAUUCGCAAUAAAUCUUUUUCGGCACAUAUAUAUAAUAAUUAUGCAUUUCUUGUAAUGCAAGUAGAUGUAUAUUCUUAUAUUUCAAAAUUAAUAAAAAAAUAAACCAUGUAAAAGUUUUCAAUUAA